Gambusia affinis (western mosquitofish) is the source of this 4350-nucleotide messenger RNA. RefSeq names its product V-type proton ATPase subunit B, brain isoform-like. The transcript has 15 exons. The coding region runs from base 140 to 1711 and encodes 523 amino acids. NCBI's taxonomy places the organism in Eukaryota, Metazoa, Chordata, Actinopteri, Cyprinodontiformes, Poeciliidae. Gene Ontology annotation, cellular component: proton-transporting V-type ATPase, V1 domain. The record is from RefSeq and is a predicted model, not a curated record. Gene Ontology annotation, biological process: ATP metabolic process; proton transmembrane transport. Gene Ontology annotation, molecular function: ATP binding; proton-transporting ATPase activity, rotational mechanism.
GGUUCUGGUCUCCGUUGCAUCCAGAGCCAGAACCAAAAAAGAAAGCAAGAAAGAAAGGAAAGCGAGCAUUCUAGUCCGGUAAAACUUUUGCACUCAACUGUCACGACUCGAACAUCGCUGCGGCUUCUGCGGUGGAAACAUGGCGAUUAGGGCGCUCAGAGGUAUGGUGAACGGGGCCAUGAGCGAGUUUUCAUCGGCCGUCAGCGGGAACAGACCGACGGCCGCCGCUCCGGUCCACCCGGCUGCCACCGCCGCCGCCUCCAGGGAGCAUGCGAUGGCUGUUAGCCGGGAUUACAUCUCCCAGCCCCGCCUGACCUAUAAAACUGUUUCUGGAGUCAAUGGUCCUCUGGUGAUUUUGGAUCAAGUCAAGUUUCCAAAGUACGCUGAGAUUGUCCAUCUCACUUUGCCUGAUGGUACCAAGAGGAGUGGGCAGGUGCUGGAGGUCAUUGGCUCCAAAGCUGUGGUGCAGGUGUUUGAGGGCACUUCAGGCAUUGAUGCAAAGAAGACCAGCUGUGAAUUUACUGGAGAUAUCUUACGAACGCCUGUCUCUGAGGACAUGUUGGGACGUGUGUUUAACGGUUCUGGCAAACCCAUCGACAGAGGGCCGGCGGUGCUGGCAGAAGACUUCUUGGACAUCAUGGGCCAGCCCAUAAACCCCCAGUGUCGCAUCUACCCAGAGGAGAUGAUCCAGACCGGCAUAUCUGCCAUCGAUGGCAUGAACAGCAUUGCUAGGGGACAGAAAAUUCCCAUCUUCUCUGCUGCUGGGCUGCCACACAAUGAGAUCGCAGCUCAGAUCUGUCGACAGGCCGGUUUGGUGAAGAAGUCCAAAGACGUGAUGGACUACAGUGAGGACAACUUUGCUAUUGUUUUUGCAGCCAUGGGGGUCAACAUGGAGACUGCCAGGUUCUUUAAGUCAGAUUUUGAGGAAAAUGGAUCCAUGGACAAUGUCUGUCUGUUCCUCAACCUGGCCAAUGACCCCACCAUUGAGCGAAUCAUCACUCCCCGUUUAGCUCUGACAUCAGCAGAGUACCUGGCCUAUCAGUGUGAGAAGCACGUCCUCGUCAUCCUCACCGACAUGAGCUCCUACGCCGAGGCCCUUCGAGAGGUGUCUGCUGCCAGAGAGGAGGUGCCGGGCCGCCGAGGUUUCCCUGGCUACAUGUACACCGAUCUAGCCACCAUCUAUGAGAGGGCCGGCAGAGUAGAGGGCCGCAACGGCUCCAUCACCCAGAUCCCCAUCCUCACCAUGCCUAAUGAUGACAUCACCCAUCCUAUUCCUGACCUGACCGGUUACAUCACUGAGGGACAGAUCUAUGUGGACAGACAGCUUCACAACAGACAGAUCUACCCCCCCAUCAAUGUUCUUCCAUCUCUCUCUCGACUGAUGAAGUCUGCUAUUGGGGAGGGAAUGACCCGCAGAGACCACUCUGAUGUUUCCAACCAGCUUUAUGCAUGCUAUGCCAUAGGGAAAGAUGUCCAGGCCAUGAAGGCGGUGGUGGGAGAAGAGGCUCUUACUGCUGAUGACCUGCUAUAUCUGGAGUUCCUUACUAAGUUUGAGAAGAACUUCAUUUCCCAAGGAGCCUAUGAGAACAGGAGUGUGUUUGAGACUCUGGACAUCGGAUGGCAGCUCAUGAGGAUCUUCCCCAAAGAAAUGCUGAAGAGAAUCCCUCAGAACACCCUGGCUGAGUUCUACCCCCGAGAAUCCAAACAUUAGCUACACACACACGCCUCCACACACUCCGCUUCCUGUCCUCUAAGUCCUCGCUCUGUAUAUACAGUGUAGUGUUGUGACGCUGUAACCAUGCCGAUGCUUGCUGCUUUCAUCUGACGUUGAGGGUAAAUCAUCCCGGCAUAAACAGGAGGACAAAAAGAAAUGGACUUUCAGAAGUUUUUCUCCAGAGUAAAUGUCAGGAGCUUCCUGUGGAGAGUAAUAUGUACACUAAAUGUGUGUCAAGAAAAUGACAUAAUUCAUAAAAAGAUUUAUGAAUUAUAGAGGGCGCACUCGAUAGCCACUAGAGGGCGCACAUGGCACAGUGUAAGUCCAUCUGAGGGAUCGGCUCUGAAGCAUACAGGAACGCCACUAUUUACUGAAUGUCUACAUCAUUUCUGUCAUCGCAUGAAGAAAACCGUGUGCUUUGUGUGUUCCACAUGUAUUCUAUCUGCAGCAUAGAAAAUCUGAUUGAGUCUCAGGAAGUCAGAGUGAGCUAAAGUUGAGUAAAAAUACCAAAAGAAAACUGCAGAAAAGGAGCAAAUCAUUCAAUCAAACAGUUUAAAUUUGAUAAUUAACCUUAAACUCACCUUGUUCUGCUCGGCCCAGUUUUGCUCUUCUAACUGAAACAUUUAAACUUUUGGUUAAACUUUCUUACCAGUUGCAAAAAUAUCCUGUAUAGACGGGUUUAUAACGGCGAUCUAGACACAGUUGUUGCUGUGUAUUGUUGAUAUCAUUUUGUAAAUUUGCUCCAUUGUUUAUCCAUGUCAACUAUGACAGCUCACAUAAAGGAAAGCAUGAAAAAUGCUUUAUAAUACCAAAUAAACAGGCCCGAGCUUCUCAAAAGCUUCUGAAGAUUUUUGAUUCACAUAAAAAAAUUCUGCCAUUCAGCAGCUUUGUCAAAUAUUUCAUCUAUCAUAAAGAAACUGUUUGUUGCUCUUCAUUUAUAACCAGCCAGAGAGAUGGAUGCAUUUUAAUGCUCAUAUCAAUAUAAAAUCAGAUAACAAGCCAGCCGAAAUACGAUUCAUUCCUGGUUCCUUCAGCUUUUCUUGACAGACUCUUGUUAUCGAGGUGUCAGUCAGAACGAGCUCUUAUCCAUAUUAAAAUAUAGGACAGUCUGAGCUGUGCAGCUCCAUGUGACAGAAAAAACAGGACAACAUGCAUUUACCAAGCAAAUAGACAGACUGGGUUCUGGAGACAAGUCUGCCUCGUUUAGAACCGGACCAGAGAGAAGAAACUUCAGCUUCAUGUCUGUAAACAGGAAGUAGACACCAGUGGAGGUACGGAGCCACUCCUGGUUUAUUGUUGUUGACAGGUAAUUGUGGAAAAAAGACAAUUUCUCACUGAUGUAUUUACAAGCUGCGCUUUUAUCGCAAACUAGAUUGCAGAUGCAGAACUGACCAAAUUAACUUUAAUUUAGAAUUCUGUUAACAUUUCUUUCAAAAAGAAUAGAUUCUCCUUAGUUUGUGUGCGAUUAGAGUCGCUGAUACCUUGGGCUGUCCCUGAAUAGAUCAUCAACAUCAUAGAAUGAAUGAUACAUUUAAGAAUAUACUGAAAUUAAUUUAUCUCACCUAAAUUUUUUCAGUUUUUCUUUUGGUGGAAAUUGGUUAAAUGUUCAGUUCUGUUCUCAGCGCCUGUCAUGUUUCAUUUAGAUCAGGUCAGAUAUGAAGAGAACUCAAUCAAUGACAGUAAAGUAUAAAAUGUCUUCUGGCCUCUUUAAAAAGUUUUUAAUUCAACCGUCUUUGUUUAUGAGUCCAGCAGAGUUAAGAUCUGUUUGGACACAAGAAUAUUGAAUGAAGUAUGACUUUGUUAUAAAGGUUCCUUUGUUCCUUUCAGACCAUGAACUGUGGAUUGUAUUUGGGUGUGAGCGGUUGACAUUGAUUGUAAACUCAACAUGUUUAGUUGUGUUUGUUUCAUUGCUGUCUUUAUAUGGAACAUCUGCUGCUGAGUUUUAGUUUUCUCCUUCAGCUCGUCCUGUGAUUGGUUGGAUGUGUGUAUCUGAUGUCAUCAGUCAUGUCUGACUUUAAUUCUCCAUCAACAGUUCCAACUCUGUAUGUAUUUCUGAAAAUAUUUAUUUUUCUUCAGAUUUAUUUGUAUCAUCAUUUAAAUACAUUAGAUUUAAGAUCGAAGUACAUUUUAAAGUUACACACACAUACACACACACACACACACACACGCAUACAUAUAUAAAUUCAAAUAAUUCCUAACACUUUAAAAACAGAACUGUGUUGUUAACCUGAGGGAUUCAGACUGCUUUGAUUGGACGGUGUGAUGGUGACAGACCCUCGUUGUCUGAUUGGAGCUCUUUAUCAUUGUUUGUAGUGAUUAUUGUUCUGGUAAUCCAGACAUGCCUGUAAUGACAAAGCCAUCACCUGAAGUUAAGCUGCCUGUGUUUUAACAAUACGCUCCAUGUGUUGGAAUGUUGGAUGUCUUCAGGUCAUGAUUGUGUAAAACGAUGUCCGUGUUCCUGUUCUCUGUGUACGAGUCGUUUUAAAAUCCCUUCAUCUGUGUAAACAGUGUUUGUGUUUAUGUGCUGUGAGCUUAUUGAUUGGUUCAGUAGAAACUGCAUGCUUUGUUACUAAAUGUCUCCUGUCGGUGCCUCGGGUUUCAUGUCUGACUGUAAAAUAAAGGCUGCUGCCUCAGUA